UUUUUAUGUAAAAAAUAUUUUAAAGUAUUUAAAAUUAGAUAGCUAUUGGUGUCUUGAGUGGAUUCAGUAUUUUAUGGUCAGCCAUUCAAACAUGGGGAUGGUCUAGAAGAUCAGGAAGAGAAGUAAUUGACUUAGCUGCUUUGGGCAAAUUACUUAUUUUUGCUUGUGGAAAUCUUUCAACUAUAUUCUUCAUAGUAAUGAUUGCCUGUUCACUUAAUUGGAUGAUACUAUUUAAAAAACAAGAUGUAUUUCAUUUGUUUUUACCAACAGUAGAACAAGAAAGAAAAAUAAAAAUUUAUCUUAUUUUUGCAUUUAUUAUGAAGUUUUUGCAGCUCAUCCAUAUUUUAUCAGUUCAGUGUACAGUUGAUAUAUUUUUUAUUGAUUGGGAAAGACCUCAAGUGCAUGGUUUAACAACAAAACUAACAUCUCCAAAAUCAAAUGAAAGAAGUACUGGAGAAGUCAGUGCUGCAUUAAAUACAAAAAAAGAUAAAAUAAACGGUGAAAAAAAUUUGGACUCACCAGCUGUUAGUAUUUGGAGAACUUAUUUUGUUGCCAAAGAAUGGUGUGAAAUACAGUGCCUAAGAAGAGUCCAGUUGGGUUUUCAUCUUAUGGCUGUUUUAUUUUUUCUUAAGGGAAUUGGUUUUGAAAACUUUGCACAUGCUGAUCCUUUGACCAAUUUCUCAUCAGAAAAUGUACAUAUCAAUGUUCCAUACAGUUUUAUAUGCAGAUUCUCGGUGGGAUCGUGUACUUAUAUCAUUUUGGCAACAGUUCAGAUUUUCUUACGUAAAUUGAUAUAUGAACGUUUUUUUCAAGAUAAACUCCAAGAAUUUGUUGACCUUUGCUCAGUUAGUAAUAUCAGUGUCUUUGUUAUGUCAGCAAGGCAGUUUGGUUACUAUAUUCAUGGCCAUUCUGCCCAUGGUCGAGCAGAUGUUAACAUGAGAGAAAUGCAUGAUCUUUUGAGAAGAGAAGAGGAAGAUCUAUGUGGGCAUCGCGGAUUAUUACCAAAUACAGAACAACAAACAUUUCAAAUGUUUUUGCCUGCUCUUGUUAGAGAACAAUAUGAACAUUUGCUUCUUCCAUUAAAUUCGUAUAGUCAAGCAGCCGAUAGGAUGCAAGGAGCUGGCGGCCGACUUUCCAGGGCCGAUAUCGAUAAAGUCGCUAAUAUUUAUCAUAUGGUGAAGAAAUUCCUCUCUGGAUUCAUAGAACAUGCAUUUAAAGAUUUGGAUUAUGUCAUCAAGGACAAAUUAUUUCUGGAAAGUCUCUUAGAUGUAGAAUUCAUUGAAAAUACAGACAGGGGAUGUUUUUACAAUGAUAAUGGUUACUCAUUUGAUAAUAUUUUAUUUCGUGGCCAAGAAGUUACUAUAGUUAUUUUUGAAGUUAUGCUCUUUACAAUUGUCGACAUGGUGGCCGAAGAUUAUGUAUAUUCUGCAAUCGUAACAUUUAUUAUAGCAAAGAUAAUUAAAUCUAUAAGACAAAGUGUUGGAAAAAGAAAUUUAGUAAAAAAAGCACUAAUAGAUGAGCGUUUCUUAGGCUAAAAAUCAUUUGAAAAUCACUAUUGGCCUUUAUUAUAUGUACAAAUAUUUUUUUAUCAUUAUCAUCACAUAUGUAUAUAAGUUCAGUUGCUGCAUUUAUCAUUAUUGAAUGUAUCUCUUUUGUAGCAGCAAAUUUUGUAAUAUUUAAUUAUUUAUGUAUUCACACUGUACAAUCUCAUUUGAUAAAUUAGUAAUUGUUUGACACACAAGUUGCUCAAAAACAUGAAUAUUUAUUGUAUAUAAUGUAAACAUAAUUUCAAUCAAAAAUUAGAAUAUUGACAACAAAUCCUUACAAAUAAGUUUUGUACCAUUGCUAAGUAAAAUAUUUGAAUGAUUAUCGGAUACUUAAACACAAAAAAAAAAAAAAAA
Centruroides sculpturatus (bark scorpion) is the source of this 1901-nucleotide messenger RNA. Its product is annotated as meckelin-like. Gene Ontology annotation, cellular component: ciliary transition zone; MKS complex. The transcript is spliced from 13 exons. Bases 198 to 1535 code for a protein of 445 amino acids. NCBI's taxonomy places the organism in Eukaryota, Metazoa, Arthropoda, Arachnida, Scorpiones, Buthidae. Gene Ontology annotation, biological process: cilium assembly. The record is from RefSeq and is a predicted model, not a curated record.